UCCAAAACUGGAAAUUAACAAAAUACGUCUAUUGAUAACUAUAAAAAUGUUUGUAAGCUAGCCUGUUUAUAAUAAAAAAUUACAGGAAAAUAACUCGCGUGUAUCAGUGAGUGAUACCAGUAAAUUAAGAUAGUUCAAGAUGACUACAGAAUUAUGCGCUGAAGAUAUAGCUAUUCCAACUUUUAACGUGUCCGAAUCACUGGUGAGGUCGACUUUGAUAGACGCUGAAGCAACUCCUACUUAUACUAAUGUGAGCAGUCGUAUUAGCAAUGGAGGACUGGAGCUAGGCAGACAACUACUCCUAGCUGCUCGUGCCGGAGAGACUUCAAACGUUGUAGAUCUUAUGAGCAAGGGAGCACCGUUUACCACAGAUUGGCUGGGCACAUCUCCGUUGCAUUUAGCAGCUGCAAACGGGCACGCAGAGACGUGUGACGUAUUACUACGGGCAGGGGUCUCCCGGGAUGCUCGGACUAAGGUCGAACGCACACCACUCCACCUCGCAGCUCACGCCGGCCACGCGCGAGUCGUCGAGCUCCUAUUACAAUGGGGUGCCUCACCCCACACAAAGGAUCUGCUACAAAUGACCCCGUUACACUGGGCGGCGUCCAGAGGGCAUUUGGAGGUCGCCCGAGCGCUUCUCAGAGCCGGCGCAGACCCAAAAGAGCGAUGCAAGUUCCGGAAAACUCCACGCUGCCAUGCAGUUAGACAUAAUCAUACUAAAAUGCUGGUGUUGCUAGAUUCAGCUGAGGCGGAACAGCAAGCUGCUGCAUUACAAGAGCAAGUUGAUAAAACGCCAAAGAUCCAUGCUGAGGAAUUAGAAUCAGUGCAAAAAGUGCAAGAAAUAAAGCCGCGUAUUAAAAUAAUUAAGUCAGUUCCUAAACAAUCUACAGAAGAAAACACAAAGAAACCCCAGGUAACAGAGAGUCAGCCGCGCGCGACAGAGGGUGCUGCCGCGUUGCUGCGCGCGCACGGCAUCACGCUGCUGCCGCCCGACGACGGCGGCACCGUGCUGUCAGCGUUACAGAGCGGCCGCACCAUCGUGCUGUCUGACGCUGGUAAGCUCAUGCUCAAGGAGAGUACAGUGGAGUCGAGUGUACCGAGUACACUCGCGAGCACAGUCAGCGCGGCGGCACGGUCGAAGGGCGUGGUCGUCCGAGCCACGCCCGUUAGAGACCCGCCCAAAGGCGUCAAGGUCUUCGCACUGCAGAACAAAGGCAAUUCACAGCCUGUCAAGCUAGUCCAAUUGUCGGAUGUUAAAGGAGCAAAAGCGUCACCACUGAAGGCGAAAAAUCGUGCGCCGGUCAAAAUUAUAAUGAACAAGGCGAGCUUGAACAAACUGUUCACGCAGCCAGUGCAACAGAUCACACAGUCGCAGAUAGGACAAGUGAGGAAACCCGUGAUACAAAUACAACAGGCGCAGCCAACGGCUAUGGAGACUGAACCUCUAGAGUCGACAGGCGAAGAAUCUGUGGUAGACUUGAAAGCGCAGUUGGAAGCUGCGCAUGCGACGAUACGAGAGUUACAAGAGGAAUUGGACGCGACGCGGGCGAGGCUCGCUCAGUACGAACCACCGGACCACUGAUGAUUACUCAAAAUUAAUCAGGAAUCAACGAUGCUAUAAUUAAUACAGUACUGUAAGGUACCAAGCUUAAAUUGUUACGAAGUGAGUGAGUGGCGUAACUACUGAUGAUGUCAGGAAUAAAAUAUCUGCAAUACAGUGCUGAUAUGUUCCAAUCUUAAGUAGGGAGAUGCAAUAUUUUUAUUUUUGUGUUUAUUUUAAAGAACUCCAUGUA
Molecule: messenger RNA, 1793 nt
Organism: Aricia agestis (brown argus)
Lineage: Eukaryota; Metazoa; Arthropoda; Insecta; Lepidoptera; Lycaenidae
Gene: Atac3
Product: poly [ADP-ribose] polymerase tankyrase-1
Exons: 10
Coding region: 140-1582 (480 amino acids)
Biological process (GO): positive regulation of transcription by RNA polymerase II
Cellular component (GO): nucleus
Molecular function (GO): protein binding; transcription cis-regulatory region binding
Source: RefSeq, a predicted model, not a curated record